UUUGCAGCAGAAGGUCAGAGAGCCUAAUCUUGGAGCAAAGCUGUUCACUGGUGGCGUCGCUGUGCAAAAGACUGGUACGGAGAUCGCCACGGCUUUGAAUAAUAUGGAUGUGAGCAGUGAGUAUGCAUUGAAACUACGGCAUGAGAUUGAAGAACAAUGUGCUGAGGUGUUUCCUGCACCAACAGAUAGAGAGAGGGUCAAAUCCUGUUUAUCUGAAUUGAAUGAGAUGAGCAAUGGUUUUAAGAAGGCCUUGAAUAUCGGCUUGGAACAACUAGUGGCUACUGUGACACCUCGAAUCCGGCCAGUGUUGGAUACUGUUGCAACAAUCAGCUAUGAGCUGUCAGAAUCUGAAUAUGCUGACAACGAGGUAAAUGACCCAUGGGUUCAAAGGCUUCUCCAUGCUGUAGAAAGCAAUGUGGCUUGGCUUCAGCCAUUAAUGACUGCUAACAAUUAUGACUCGCUUGUGCAUCUGGUCAUUGACUUUAUUGUUAAGCGGCUUGAGGUUAUCAUGAUGCAAAAAAGAUUCAGUCAACUUGGAGGUCUUCAACUUGACAGAGAUGUUCGAGCUCUUGUCAGCUACUUCUCAAACAUGACCCAGAGGACUGUUAGGGACAAAUUUGCUCGUCUAACCCAAAUGGCUACAAUAUUAAACUUGGAGAAGGUCUCUGAGAUUCUGGAUUUCUGGGGUGAAAACUCAGGACCCAUGACCUGGAGACUUACUCCAGCUGAGGUUAGAAGAGUGUUGAGUUUGAGGGUUGACUUCAAGUCUGAAGCAAUAGCGGCUCUUAAGUUGUAACCCAUGGUUUAUUUUGUUCAAUAUUUCUUUAUAUGCUGUUACAAUGCUACAUUUUGUAUUUUCAGGUUUAUUUAACUUCCGUAAGAGAUUGUAAUGGGCAUGAAAUCUUUGAAAUAUAGUUCAGUGCUUUCCAUUUUCA
Messenger RNA from Nicotiana tabacum (common tobacco), 935 nucleotides. Lineage: Eukaryota; Viridiplantae; Streptophyta; Magnoliopsida; Solanales; Solanaceae. The record is from RefSeq and is a predicted model, not a curated record.